Molecule: messenger RNA, 4018 nt
Organism: Pogoniulus pusillus (Red-fronted tinkerbird)
Lineage: Eukaryota; Metazoa; Chordata; Aves; Piciformes; Lybiidae
Product: E3 SUMO-protein ligase ZBED1-like
Exons: 3
Coding region: 157-2442 (761 amino acids)
Biological process (GO): regulation of transcription by RNA polymerase II
Cellular component (GO): nucleus
Molecular function (GO): protein dimerization activity; DNA binding
Source: RefSeq, a predicted model, not a curated record
UGAUGACGCCAGCGGUGACGUCAGGAGGCAGCUGAGGCGGCUGGAGCUCGGGCUCAAGGCUCAGGAGCCAAUCAGCUGUGGCCAAUUCUGGCUGACCCCCAUGGCUACCCAUGACGUCAUCAUAGGCGCCCCGCUCUGAUUGGUCAGCUGCCAGCCAUGGAGGCGGAGCCAAAGGCACUACUGGAGGAGGCUGAGGUGAGGCUGAAGGAGGAGGCCUUGGAGGAGCUUCCUCUGCCUCCUGCCUCUGCCCAAGAGGACCUGUCCGUGCUGCUCCCUGGCUACCCCUCCAUGUCUCCAGCCAAGAGGAAGAGGGAGAAGCUGCUGGCGGCCAGCGGGGGGCAGGAGCUCGGCGCCUCCUGCCAGGAUCGCCGCAAGUCCAAGGUGUGGAACUUCUACUGCAAGCUGGGGGACGCCUUCGUGGAGUGCACCAUCUGCAGGAAGCAGCUCUCCUUCCACAACAGCACCACCACCAUGAGGGAGCACCUGGUCAGGAAGCACCACAUCAAGGAUGCCUUCUUCUCCUCCUCUUCCUCCUCCUCUUCGUCUUUCUCCUCUUCUCACCUCAGAGAAGACCAAACCCCCGACUGGGACCUCGGCCCCCAGGAGAGCCUCAAGCGGAGCCGGCAGCUGCCGCCGGAGAACAGCUUCUGCCGCCCCCUGGGGAGCAGGGGGGAGGUGGUGGUGGAGCUGCUGGCGGAGAUGAUCUUCAAGGACCUGCAGCCCCUGUCGGUGGUGAAGGACAAAGGCUUUGGGCUCCUGCUGGGCUUCCUGGAGCCUGGGUUGCAGCUGCCGAGCGCGGAGAAGCUGCGGGAGGUCCUGUGGGGUCGCUACCAGGUGGCCAGGAAGGAGCUGCAGAGGUUCCUGCGGGGGGCCGGGGACUCGGUGGUGCUCAGCCUGGAGCGGUGGCGCUGCCGGCGCCAGAGCUACGUCGGCACCGCUCUCAACCUCAUCGACGGCGACUGGCGGCGGGCGAGGUGCCUGCUGGAGACGCGGGGGGUGGGCGAGCAGGAGGCGUGGGGCACGGGGCAGCAGCUCCAGGCUGUCCUGCAGGAGUUCGGGCUGUCGGCCCAGGCUGUCUUCUGCGUGGUGGACGGCGGCGCGGGGGACGGGCGAGGAAGGGCAGAGGAGAAGGAGAAGGAGAAGGAGAAGGAGAAGGAGAAGGAGAAGGAGAAGGAGAAGGAGAAGGAGGAGGCUGCCGCCAGCGGCUGGAGGAGGUUGCCCUGCGCCGCCGGCGUCCUGCAGCGCUGCGUCCAGGCUGGGUUGCAGGUGGAGGGGGUGAGGGAGGCUCUGAGCGCCGCCAGGGGCAUCGCCAGGUACUUCCAGCAGGACGCCAGAGCCAAGUCCUCGCUGAGCGCCAAGCUGGAGGCCAUCGGCAAGGGCCAGGUGAGGCUGGCGCCGGACGCAGGCUGGCGCUGGGCGAGCACCGCGGAGAUGUGCGAGAGGUUGCUGGAGCUCAAGUGGGCGAUCCUGGCCGUGCUGGAGGAGGAGGAGGAGGAGCAGCAGCGGCCGGGGGAGGUGCAGGGCUUGGCCGACCAUCAGUGGAGGCUGCUGCAGGAGCUGGUGCCGGUGCUGAGGACCCUCCGGCUGGCCUCAGCCUUCCUGCAGGAGCAGGAGAACUUCUCCAUCUCCUCCCUGCUGCCCUGCGCCCACGGCUUGGUGGCCACCAUCGCCGCCCAGGCUCAGGGCGCCGGCGCCGGCGUGCGGGCGGCGGUGGAGAGGAUGCAGGAGGAGAUGAUGGAGCGCUGGGGGUUGGGCGGGGAGGAGGUCCUGGAGAACCCCGCGGUGGUCGCUUCCUUCUUGGACCCACGCUUCAAGGAGCUGAGGUUCCUCAGCCCCGGGCAGCGCAGUCAGCUCCACCAGAAGGUGAAGGAGAUGCUGCUGGAGCUCUGCCAGCCUCAGGCCGACGCCAGCCAGCAUUGGGCACCCCUCCUGGAGGGCAAGGCUGAGGGUGGCAGGGAGCCCGCUGGGGCCUCGGGGGAGAGCUCCUCCAGCGUCUACGACCUGCUGCUGGGCAAGGACCCGACGGAGAACAUGCCCGAGGUGCAGCAGCAGCUGGAGAACUACCUGGUGGAGCCGCUCUGCCAGCGAGGCGCCGACCCCCUGCAGUGGUGGAGGAGCCACCAGCGCCGCUUCCCGGCCGUGGCGAGGCUCAGCCGCCGCUUCCUGGCCACCCCCGGCACUGCCGCGCCCCCGCCCAGCGCCUUCGGCACCGCCGACGACCUCCUGGAGCGCAGGAGAGCGGCGCUGGAGGAGGAGAACCUCCACCAGGUCCUCUUCCUCCACCACAACUUCGAUCUCCUGGAGAGGCUGAGGAGCAGCAGCAAGGGAGGAACUUGUGCUGAGCUGGCUCCAGCGUGGCUGAGUUGGCUCCAGUGUGGCCGAGCUGGCUCUAGGGAGGGCUCCAGCACGGCCGAGCUGGCUCCAGGGAAGGCUUCAGCGUGACUGAGCUGACUCCAGAGAAGGCUCCAGCAUGGCUGAGCUGGCUCCAGGGAGGGCUCCAGCAUGGCUGAGUUGGCUCCAGUGUGGCUGAGCUGGCUCCAGGGAGGGCUCCAGCAUGGCUGAGCUGGCUCCAGGGAGGGCUCCAGCAUGGCUGAGCUGGCUCCAGGGAGGGCUCCAGCAUGGCUGAGCUGGCUCCAGGGAGGGCUCCAGCACGGCCGAGCUGGCUCCAGGAAGGGCUCCAGCAUGGGUGAGCUGGCUCCAGGGAGGGCUCCAGUAUGGCUGAGCUGGCUCCAGGGAGGGCUCCAGCAUGGCUGAGUUGGCUCCAGCGUGGCUGAGCUGGCUCCAGGGAGGGCUCCAGCAUGGCUGAGCUGGCUCCAGGGAGGGCUCCAGCAUGGCUGAGCUGGCUCCAGGGAGGGCUCCAGUGUGGCUGAGCUGGCUCCAGGGAGGGCUCCAGUAUGGCUGAGUUGGCUCCAGGGAGGGCUCCAGCAUGGCUGAGUUGGCUCCAGUGUGGCUGAGCUGGCUCCAGGGAAGGCUUCAGCAUGGCUGAGCUGGCUCCAGGAAGGGCUCCAGCAUGGCUGAGCUGGCUCCAGGGAGGGCUCCAGCAUGGCUGAGCUGGCUCCAGGGAGGGCUCCAGCAUGGCUGAUUUUGCUCCAGGGAGGGCUCCAGUGUGGCUGAGCUGGCUCCAGGGAGGGCUCCAGCAUGGCUGAGCUGGCUCCAGCAUGGCUGACUUUGCUCCAGGGAGGGCUCCAGUGUGGCUGAGCUGGCUCCAGGCAGGGCUCCAGCAUGGCUGAGCUGGCUCCAGCAUGGCUGACUUUGCUCCAGGGAGGGCUCCAGCAUGGUUCCACCAGCUCCAGGUGGUCCCUUGGCAGCAGCUGUGACCAUGGCCAUGCUCCUCCUGCCUUGGUCCUUUCCCCCUGGCACCUCUCUGGUCCCCACCACCCCCCAGGACACCUCCUGCUGUCCCCACCCCACCUUGAGCUGUGCCUGAAGGAGCUGCUGAAGGCUCCAAGGUGAUGCCACCAGCUCCAUUCUCCUGGCACACCCCCAGAGGUGCCACCACCACCACUGUGCCCCCCCUUGGAGCCAGCCUGGGUGGCUGUGAGAAGUCAGGACCUGUCCUGGCAGGUUUGGGGUCACCACAUGGCACCAGUUGGGCUUGGAACCACUUUAAUGACUUUGGGUCAGAACUUGGAUGUUGGAGAACCUGAGGGAAGCUGAGGAGGGGAGCUCCAAGCUGGGUGGAGGCUGAAGGCCUGAGGAGCUCUGGAGGUCUCUAAGCCCCACCUGAAGGGUGCUGGGGAGCUGCCACCUGCCUGCUGUCACCUCCAGCAGCUCCAGGUGGGCUUUGGAGGACCAUCAGGACCCCCUCAGGUGCCUGGGUGCCAGUCACCAGCAGGCAGAGGUUGGCUUCUUGCCCACCUCCAGCUGCUGCUGGAGCUGCUGCCAAGGCCACUGCAGCUGCAGGGGCUCCUGGGGGCGAUGGAUCUUCAUGUGGGCAUUGAGACCCUUGACCUUGGAGAAGACUCUGGGGAGCAGAAACCAAGAUGGGGUUGGGGGCAAUAAAAGGUCCCAAACCUGA